This is a messenger RNA of Dovyalis caffra, 210 nucleotides long. The record is from the annotation of a GenBank genome assembly. Lineage: Eukaryota; Viridiplantae; Streptophyta; Magnoliopsida; Malpighiales; Salicaceae.
AUGGCGACGGAACCAAAAGCAGCAACCGAGGAAGUCAAGAUCGAUCUCUUCGAAGAUGACGAUGAAUUUGAAGAGUUCGAGAUCAAUCAAGUGCGGGAGCACAAGGAGGAAGGAAAAGAGGCGACGCAGCAGUGGGAAGAUGAUUGGGAUGAUGAUGAUGUCAAUGAUGACUUCUCGCUGCAGCUAAAGAAGGAAUUAGAGCAAAACUGA